GUCCGCAGUCUCUGGUAAUCUCCUUUACUGUCUGCAGUCUCUGGUCAUACCCUGAACUGUCUGCAGUCUCUGGUCAUCUGUACUAUGUCCACAGUCUCUGGUCAUUCCCUGUACUAUGUCUGCAGUCUCUGGUCAUCUCCUGUACUGUGUCUGCAGUCUCUGGUCAUCUCCUUCAUCUCCUGUACUGUGUCCGCAGUCUCCGGUCAUCUCCCGUACUGUGUCUGCAGUCUCUAGUCAUCUCCUGUACUAUGUCCACAGUCUCUGGUCAUUCCUUCUACUGUGUCCGCAGUCUUUGGUCAUCCCCUGUACUGUGUCCGCAGUCUCUGGUCAUCUCCUGUACUAUGUCCGCAGACUCUGGUCAUCCCCUGUACUAUGUCCGCAGUCUCUGGUCAUCUCCUGUACUGUGUCCGCAGUCUCUGAUCAUCUCCUGUACUGUGUCCGCAGUCUCUGGUCAUCUCCUGUACUGAGUCCGCUGUCUCUGGUCAUCUCCUGUACUGUGUCCGCAGUCUCUGAUCAUCUCCUGUACUGUGUCCGCAGUCUCUGGUCAUCUCCUGUACUGAGUCCGCUGUCUCUGGUCAUCUCCUGUACUUUGUCCGCAGUCUCUGGUCAUCUCCUG
Messenger RNA from Staurois parvus, 616 nucleotides. The record is from the annotation of a GenBank genome assembly. NCBI's taxonomy places the organism in Eukaryota, Metazoa, Chordata, Amphibia, Anura, Ranidae.